Messenger RNA from Lolium perenne, 1298 nucleotides. RefSeq names its product gibberellin 2-beta-dioxygenase 8-like. Lineage: Eukaryota; Viridiplantae; Streptophyta; Magnoliopsida; Poales; Poaceae. The record is from RefSeq and is a predicted model, not a curated record.
UGUUCCGCUCUGGCCAUGAAUAUUCCUCCCCUGCCCCGCUCUGCUCUGCCCCUUUCAGAUCUACCAAAUCAACUGGACUUGCCACUUAACCGUCUCGGCCGAUCCAUGGAGCAGCAGGCAGCAGCGCACGAGUCCAAGAUGGAGGAGCUGGAGCUGCCUACGCUGGACCUCGACCAUGAGUCGUCCAGUCGUUUCACGGAGCAGCUGGCGGCGGCGUGCCGGGACCACGGCGUGUUCCGGCUGGUCAACCACGGCGUCCCCGCCGACCUCACCGCCCGCCUCUUCCGCCUCACGCGCGACCUCCUCGACACGGACCCAGCCAAGAAGGCCAAGCUGCCCGGCUACUUCUGGGGCACGCCGGCGCUCUCGCUCCGCGUCAAGGACCUCAACUGGGUCGAGGGCCUCCACCUCGCCCCCGACAACGCUUCUGCCGACGACGGCGGCGCCGCCUACUCGGCCUUCAGGCAGGCGGUGACGGCGGAGUACGUCGCGCACAUGGCGCGCAUCGCCCGGAAGCUGUUCGACGCCCUGGCCGGCGACCUCGCUCUCGCUCUCGACGCGGAGCAGAGGGCGUCGUACCUGGAGGAGCGCGGCGGCACCUUCCGCGCGUACCGCUACCCGGCCUGCGACCCCGCCGCCGGGCGGCAGCACCUGGGGAUGGAGCCGCACACGGACAGCUCCGUGCUCUCCAUCCUCAACAUGGACCUCGUCGGCGGCCUGCAGGUGCUGCGGCGAGACGGACCGAUCUCGAGGUGGUGCGCGGUGCGGCCGGUGGAGGGGGCGCUGGUGGUCAACCUGGGCGACAUGAUGCAGGCGAUGAGCGGCGGCGCGUACCGGAGCGUGGAGCACAGGGUGGUGGCGCCGCCGCCGGGGACGGAGCGCAUGUCGCUCUGCUACUUCGCGUUCCCGCAGGAGGACGCCGUCAUCGUCCCCAGCAGCACCGGCAAGGAGGAGAGGUACAGGGCGUUCAGCUACCGGGAGUUCCGGGAGCAGGUGCAGGCCGACAUCAAGGCCACUGGCGCCAAGGUCGGGCUCGCCCGGUUCCGCAUCCCCGAUCAUCCAUCGCCGGCUCCACAGUGAAUGCAAUGGAUCCGUGAUGCAUCGGCCUAACUCAUGUUGGAGCCGCAAGAUUUUUCGCAAGAAAAAAAAGAAUAAGCCAACUAGACAUUUCACCGUGACUUGUGAUACGCUAAUCCCUCAUUUUCUGAUUCUGGCAUCUGAAAUUCAAGAUUUGGCCAAGAAUUAACCUAAGAAUAUGUGGGAUUGUGGAUCAUGUUACACAAUUUUUUUAUCCCGUA